Physcomitrium patens is the source of this 4367-nucleotide messenger RNA. Its product is annotated as calmodulin-binding receptor-like cytoplasmic kinase 2. Gene Ontology annotation, biological process: protein phosphorylation. Gene Ontology annotation, molecular function: protein kinase activity; ATP binding. The record is from RefSeq and is a predicted model, not a curated record. NCBI's taxonomy places the organism in Eukaryota, Viridiplantae, Streptophyta, Bryopsida, Funariales, Funariaceae.
CCUACCGAUGCUCGUCGACGCUACCGUCAUCAGUGUCGGAGCCACAGGUCGGCACAGACUGGCAACAGGGAAGAAAUUUCUUUACGGUGCAGACGCAUGAUAAGGCAUUGUAAAAAUAACUGUGACAAUAGUCUGCGGCUGUAGCUUGCUGAUGCCAGAGGAGACGAGUUGGCGCUACGACAGCAACCACAUUAAGGGUAAUGCCGCUGGCCAAGGUCGGCUUCCGAUUAAUCUUAGGGCACGUGUAUGAUUCCAGAAGCUUACGAUCAGCAGAGCUGUUAAGGAUGGAAUCGGAAUUUUUGAUCUGGUGGACCGAGCCAGGUUUUUACAAUGGAAGUGUGUGGGAUUUGUCGUCGAGUUCUUCGAGGGGCUGUCACCGGUGGUGUUGGUCAAUUGAUCGAGAGCUUCGCCGUUUACGUCGUGGUUUUGGUUAAUCAGUGACUGAUUACGAGUAAUACCUUUAAUGGGAUUCAGUACGAUUGGAAUAAUCAGUGUUGAGCUAUGAAGCAAUAAAGACGGCACGACAUGAUGACCGCUGCAUAGAAACUACCACCGUGGUCCUUUCUCCGUAUGUCUGUUGGACAUAGAAUUGAAAUAUUCUUGUGAACACUAGUGUAGCAUUCGACUCAAUUCAUUCCCAGCAAUUUUAAGAUUGAGUUUCCACUCUUGACCGAAGCUUAGGGUGAUCUCUUGCGGGAUGACUCGCUGAAGGGUGGAAAGCGCGGAGUUCAUCCUAACUCUAAACUGCUGAGCCUAUGUCCUAGCAUAAUCGAGGUUGUAAGUUUUAGUAAGUUUCAAAGAUGAAAGAUCUCUGUCAGUAAAUUAUUGAAUAAGUCGCUCAAUGAGGUUGGGCGACAGCAAAAGGGAGGUACGUGGAAGUGAGAGGAUCGUAGCAUGAGAAUCAAUGAUUAGAUUUUGUCAGUUGCAAUUAGAGUCGGGUGUGGAGGUGAAGCGUACCGAUUUUCACCAGGUUCUAUCCGAUUUCCACGGAUUUCUUGUUGUUAGCUACAAUCACAACCAUUCCUAGUUGCAGCGCCCGUGGUGGCAUCGUCAGAAGUGGUUACUUGCACCUCACUCCCCAAAUUCGUGAUGUUAGCAUUUAAAACUUGGUCAAUACUGCAGAAAGACAGAGAUUGUUCAUCUCACGCGCUGAUACUUCGGCGCAUCGUGACAACUACCGAGAGGACAACUUCGUACUACGAAACUGUGAGGCAUAUAUCUCGCUGCACGAUUUUUGAAGUUCUUGGCGCGCAUGCAGAGCCUUCAAACCUUUGUAGAGUGAAAGAGUUCAAACAGGUGCAUCCUCUACUCCGGGGUAGUUGUAAGUCCGGUGGUGAAUCCAUGAGGAACUCACCAGUCACCUUGUGACUUAUUCUAAUGCAAAGAGAUUUCGAAUUUCCGCGUUUUGAGUGAAGACAAGCUGGACUGACCCUCACGAGUAGUUGACUUUUUAAGCAAGGUAUCCGACCCUGAACUUGAAGCGAAGGCGGUAUGUUUAGUCGUUGGCGUCCAUGCCAAAUAUAUAUAUAUAUAUAUAUAUUUCACUGAUUUUUGAACAGGUUGACCUUAAUUUGUCUUCUUCUACGGCUGCCUCUCCAAUCGGCUCUCAUUUAACAACCUCGAGAAGGACACGUGGAGUAAGGGAGUAAGAGCAAUUUGCAAUGUAAUUGUAGCAACUGCCUUUGUGAUGCAUAUCUGCAGGCCCUUCUCUGGCGCUGCAAGUGGUGAAAGACUCUUACCAUCAGAAUCGCUGGAUGCAAGUGUACAUAAUGCCAGGAAUUCUCAUCUGGACGUUAGCUGCGUCGUGACGCUGUUUCCAGUUUCGAUUCAUUUUGUUCACUCUCUUAGGUCGUUUCUUUACAGAUUUUGUGUACGAGGAACUAGAACCGCAGGAAAUUAUUGCAUUGCACACAAAGACUUCUGACCUGAACGUAGAAAUAGAUCCGUCUCUGAAUCAUAGUUCCGAGAAUGUUUAUUGGAGAAACCAUAAGCAAGAUAUUUCUUCUACGUUUCAAAGAACAGGAUUCAAGAUUACACCUCCAGGACGUUGUCAGCAUCACGCUCAAAUUUCAACUUAACUUCAAGGGGGAGGCUUCUGUUGUGAGCGGCUCGUGGAAUUGGACACGACAGUGAGGAAGAGACUAGGCUUGCGCGAAUUUGGUUUUUCAGGUGGCAUUCGAGAAAGGCGCCAUUAAUGCCACCACCGCCAUUGCUGGAUAAGAGCCUCAUGCUGGUUUCAGUUGGACAUGGGCUUCUGGAAAUGACGUCAACGAUCGGGUUUGAUUAUUAGAAAGUGCCUUGUACAGUGAUUUAACUUCCUUGUGCGGGCUUCCGGGAUCUUCAGAACUUCUGUGGUUAAUGACGUUUUGUGCUCCAGCUGCGGGGUGAUCCAGUCGGUUUUAGAAACUCUGAAGUAUCACAAUGGGGUGCUUUUCCUGCUAUUUCCCUUGGUCGAAGGAGGAUGAAUUGGGUGAUUACGAGAGCCAGGAGCAGUUCAAGGUCGUCUUUGACCAACAUUCGACAUCUUCGCAGCCUGGAUCUGAGCGUCGCAACGCAAAUACAUUUCAAUUGUUUACGAAUGUGAACGACGACCACCAGAAGUCAGCUGCGGCUGCAGAGAAAUUCACAAUGAAAGAUAUCCUUUCCGCAACUUGUAACUGGUCUCCAUCAAAUAAAAUAGGGCAAGGGGGCUUCGGUUUGGUGUACAAAGGCAGACUAAAGGACGGGAGGAUGGUGGCCAUCAAACGCAGCAGGAUGGAUCAGUUUGCACCUCGGCUGGGGGCCGAGUUUCGAACGGAGGUCGAAAUGUUGACUCAGGUGGAUCAUUUGAACCUCGUGAAACUGAUCGGCUAUUUGGAAGAAGGACCUGAAUGUAUUCUAGUCGUGGAGUAUGUUUCGAACGGCAAUCUUGGUGAACACUUAUAUGGCACCUACGGGAGACCACUCGACAUGAGGACUCGAUUGGAAAUUGCGAUAGACAUCGGACACGCACUUACAUAUCUACAUCUUUAUGCCGAUCGGCCAAUCAUACACAGGGGUAUUAAGUCGUCAAACAUACUCCUCACAGAAAGGAAUCGAGCCAAGGUUGCGGAUUUUGGAUUCUCUCGCUUGGGACCGUCCGAUGCUGGGGAUACCCAUGUCUCAACUGCAGUAAAGGGCACUGCAGGUUAUUUGGAUCCGGAAUACUUAAACACUUAUAAGCUGCACCCGAAGUGUGAUGUUUAUUCUUUCGGCGUUUUGCUCAUAGAAUUUUUUACUGGGAGGCGACCGAUUGACAUGAAGAGGAUGGGUGCUGAACGCUUCACUCCCCAAUGGACGCAGAAGAAAUUUUCAGAAGGGAGACUGGUCGACAUGCUUGACUGUAAAAUCAAGAAAACACCAGCAUCAUUGAGCGCCUUUCAUCGCUUGGUUACCCUCGCCUUUGCUUGCACAGCACCUCAAAGGACUAAGCGACCCAGCAUGAAGAGGGUAACUGAGGUUCUUUGGGACAUUCGCAAAUUUUUUUUGGAAGCACAUGAGCUAGACCAGCAGGGUAGUUAUGAAAGCCGCGUUUGAAGCAGCUCGGCUGAAGCAGGCCAACAUAUUCAUCGAGCAUCAAAUAGACGUCGUCGCAGGGAUGGAGCGAUACCCUCUCUGCACAGGCUCUGGAGCUUUUAAGCCAAGACGCAUUGAAGAUGUUAUACAGAUUGAACAGGGUGGGAGUAACGAGUGAAAGUUUCAUCCUACAGAAACAAACACUCGCCGCAAUCGCGAUAGGAUUGUAGGUGAGUAGAUUGAUCAAGUACAAACUUCAGGUAUCCUCUACCUUUCGAAAACCAAGCAUAGCACGUUCACGCAGCAGCAGACACUAUGCUCAUCUUUUUUUCGUCUCGAUAGGAACGUCGCUGUAUGCAACGAGAGAAGUGAUGGCUGCAAGAGCUCAUGAAACUGGAGCGUGUUCGCUGAUCAAUCUGUCCGACUGAACGUUUGUAUUUUACUCCUUGGAAAAAAGAGCUACGGUUGUCAGAUAUUGGAAUUAUUUAACUAACAUGAUUAGAAGAGAGAAUCCUCCUACAUUUGAGACAUACUUAAAAAGCAUACGGAACAUUUAUCGAGGAGACUUGUAAAAUUUGUAGCCAAUCGAAAUGUACCAAUUAUAGGUACGAUGUAUUCAAAUGACAUGUAAGUGUAACAUAAUUUGAUAUAUAAAACUUCACAUUACCAGUAUUUAUUCUCUGAUCGUAGUAUGCAAACUGUACCACAAGUGCAGUGUCUCACAAUAUACUUCUAGGCCAGUGGGGCCCGAGCUGCCGCUACCGAGUUUGACAGGGAAAUGGAAAUUGUUCAAAGGGAUAUGAAGAUAGAAAACUAACAUCAAACAUGUAAAC